AUGCCUAGCUCAAAGAAACCAAGUCGAGGAACCUCCGUAGCAAACGAGUUCAACCAAGCCCUCCAAGAAACCCCCGCAUUCGAACCAAUGCGAUACACAGCAAACUACCAUCUUCUCACGCAUCAUCAGCUCGAACUGAGUUCCUUUGAGUUUCAGGAUCUCAUGGCAGCGCUUGAAGAGGCGGGGAGGCUCUUGCCGGAGAAUUUUGACCCAGACAAGGAGCCGUGGCCACCGGAAGCAGAAGAUGUUAAUCAACGGAUGGAGGAGAUGCUAAAGAAUUACAAUAACCUUGCUGGGUGCUUUAAGCAGUUUGUGCAAAGUGCGCAGGCUGCGGGUGCGGGCAUGGCUGUCAAGCGCCAGCAGUGA
Fusarium subglutinans is the source of this 366-nucleotide messenger RNA. RefSeq lists its product as uncharacterized. NCBI's taxonomy places the organism in Eukaryota, Fungi, Ascomycota, Sordariomycetes, Hypocreales, Nectriaceae. The transcript has 2 exons. Bases 1 to 366 code for a protein of 121 amino acids. The record is from RefSeq and is a predicted model, not a curated record.